This is a messenger RNA of Impatiens glandulifera, 996 nucleotides long. RefSeq lists its product as uncharacterized. Gene Ontology annotation, molecular function: zinc ion binding. Bases 1 to 996 code for a protein of 331 amino acids. The record is from RefSeq and is a predicted model, not a curated record. The transcript has 3 exons. Lineage: Eukaryota; Viridiplantae; Streptophyta; Magnoliopsida; Ericales; Balsaminaceae.
AUGGAGUUUAUUAAUGCUGAGCUGAAAUGCGCCGAGGAAGCAUCUCACCAACUAGCUGGCAAAUGCAACUGUUCAAUUAAAACAAUAUACGGAUUGCCUUGCAAGCAUGAUCUUGCACAUUAUCGGUUCCUUUCCAUUCCAAUUCCAAUACAGAGUAUCAACGCUCAUUGGAGGAGGUUGUCUAUGAACGGUCAUGAAUACCAUGACGACGGAGCACGAGCUAACAGGACAUCUAAAAUCGAUUUUAAUAUUGCGGAUCCAUCUCAAAGUACAGUUCGAGCCCCUUCGUACAAUACAGAACAUAGAGGUCGACCUACAGGAAAAGAUGAGCAGAGCAAACGUCGCAUACCUUUUUUUGUUGAUAUAUCCACUUCAAGUUCUAGGGCCACUCAAACGAAUGCAACGUCUCGAAAGAGAGGACGUGGGAGGGGGUCGGGGGUUCGCAAUACUCUGUCGACCCAUGAUCACCCUCCCGUUUCACCCUUCCGUGAUACCUACAUUGAGAAAUUACCUACGGUUAUGCAGCCUUAUAUUUCUCAUAUUGUUGACGUUGAACCUGACGGUCACUGUGGAUUUAGGGCGAUAGCCGCACUAAUCGGAUAUGGUGAAGAAGGUUGGAUUCAAGUACGAUAUGAUCUUAUGGAGGAGAUUCAACAAAAUAAGCGUCAAUAUGAUCAACUUUAUCCAGAUCGGGAAAUGGCAGAUAAUCUAUUAGUUUUAUUAAAAUAUUUCGAGCAACCGGCACCUGAGAGGUCCCCUCCAGUUCCAGACCUAGAGCGCCGAGAAAUAGCUAUCGCCCUUGUUGGCCAACACUUUGUGCAAGUUUUUUUACACCCUCAUUAUCCUGUACCACCCUUUCCAAUGUGGUGGUGUAAUCAUUCAUCUGACGAAGCUAAAGGAUGGGCAACUAGUUAUAUAACACGUGCUAAUUUGUGGUACGAAAUAACGGGUACAGGACCUAACGGCGGUGCUGAAUUUGGAGGAAAUAUCGAUUAG